CUUCCGAGAAACUCUCUUGGAUCCACUACUGAGCAAAUAUAGCGUUAUAAUGAUCGACGAAGCUCACGAACGCAGCCUAUACACAGACCUAAUACUUGGUAUCCUGAAGAAAAUUCGCCGAAAACGACCAUCCCUGCGGUUAAUUGUCUCUUCUGCCACCCUUGAUGCCACCUUUUUCCUUGACUAUUUCAAUGCAGGGAACUCACCUAGUGAAAGCAUCAUAGUAAGCCUGGAAGGAAAGAUGUUUCCGGUGGAGACUGCAUAUUUGAGACAACCAACAUCGGACUACGUCCGUGAAGCUAUCAGUGUGGUGACAGGCAUUCAUCAGCAACAAGGCCGAGGGGACAUCCUGGUCUUCCUCACCGGGAGGGAAGAGAUUGACAGAGCAUUGCAAGACUUGGCUGACCUGUUGCCAACCCUUCCACGCAACGCCGGUCGCCUAAGGUUGCUGCCACUUUAUGCCGGUCUCCCUACCGAGGAUCAGAUGCGAAUCUUCGAGCCUGCCGAACCCGGAACUCGCAAGGUUAUCUUAUCAACAAACAUUGCUGAGGCUAGCGUGACAAUCGAGAACAUCCGGUUUGUUGUCGACUGCGGUUUUGUAAAGGUUCGGACGUACAACCCUACAACCACUCUAUCGUCCCUUGUCGUUAUCCCCACCUCCCUGGCUUCUGCCACUCAGCGCGCUGGUCGCGCUGGCCGCACCGCACCUGGUGUAUGUUACCGCCUUUACCCUGAGUCGGCGUUGUCUACGCUCCCUCGAACUAGUCCACCCGAAAUCCUCCGCACCGACCUCACAACUCCCAUUCUUCAACUGAAAAGUCUUGGAAUAGAUGACGUGAUGAAGUUUGAGUGGGUAACCAAUCCAAGCGCUGAGAGCGUGUUGCGGGCCCUUGAAGGGCUCAUUGCGAGCGGAAUGAUCGACAAGGAGGGAAGAUUAACGGAAGUUGGGGAGAAGGUCGGGGAAUGCCCUGUUGACGUGGGUGUAGCCAGGAUGCUUUUCAACUCAAAAGAGUUCAAGUGUGGUGCUGAGAUUUUGACUAUCGCUGCAAUGACUACGGUGCAGGACGUGUUUAUCAUUCCGGAAGGAGCACCGGGCGCUCUUGCUGAGCUUGAACGACGAAAGUUCACAGCUGAAGAGGGGGACCAUUUGACGCUGCUAAAUGCGUACAACGCGUUUACUCGAUAUGGGCAAACGUCUUCGUGGUGCCGCCAACACGCACUCUCUUUCCGUGCGAUGUCCCGGGCAGUGUCUAUUCGCCAUCAACUCAAAAAAUACAUGGUACGAUUCGGAUUGCCGUUGGAGAGCUGCGAGGGAGAUCACAAGCGAUUGCGGAAAUGCCUUACGAGUGGCUACUGGAGAAAUGCUGCCCGGUGGGUUCAUGAUGGGACCUUCAGAAAUGUCAGAGGCGAUUCGGUCCUAAAUAUCCAUCCCAAUUCGGUCAUGUUUACGCGGAAACCUCAAACCGGCUGGGUUGUGUUCCAUGAGAUGGAAGAGACGAAGAAAACACAUAUCCGAAUCAUCACAGAAAUCGAGCCAGAAUGGUUGCUGGAGUUUGGGAUGAAGCUAGUCGACAAGCGUGCGUAGCCCUCGUGAACCAUACCCUAGGCGACACACGACUAGAAAUCUCAGGUGAAAGGUGAUGGAUGCUAGGUCCCUUUUUGGAAAUACAUUCAAUCCCUUGGUUGCAGUGAUCUUGAACUGGG
Messenger RNA from Cantharellus anzutake, 1704 nucleotides. Its product is annotated as P-loop containing nucleoside triphosphate hydrolase protein. Gene Ontology annotation, cellular component: catalytic step 2 spliceosome; intracellular anatomical structure. Gene Ontology annotation, molecular function: RNA binding. The record is from RefSeq and is a predicted model, not a curated record. The transcript is spliced from 14 exons. NCBI's taxonomy places the organism in Eukaryota, Fungi, Basidiomycota, Agaricomycetes, Cantharellales, Hydnaceae. The coding region runs from base 50 to 1585 and encodes 511 amino acids.